Messenger RNA from Selaginella moellendorffii, 877 nucleotides. RefSeq lists its product as uncharacterized. Gene Ontology annotation, molecular function: zinc ion binding; nucleic acid binding. NCBI's taxonomy places the organism in Eukaryota, Viridiplantae, Streptophyta, Lycopodiopsida, Selaginellales, Selaginellaceae. Bases 1 to 798 code for a protein of 265 amino acids. The transcript is spliced from 8 exons. The record is from RefSeq and is a predicted model, not a curated record.
AUGAAGGCUUACAGCAGCAGCAGCAAUGGGCACCACAAGAAGGCUUACGGUGGCAGCAGCAACGGGCACUACAGCAAGGCUUACGACGGCAGCAGUAGCAACGGGCAGCACAAGAAGGCCUACGGCGGCAGCAGCAACGGGCAACACAAUGUGUUCACAAAGGAAAAGCCCAAGGAGGUGGACAUUUUUGCAAUCGAGAACCCUGCUGAACGCAGGCGAGCAAGGUACGAGAUCAUAGGAACUCAUCGUCCGGGUGAGGAGGAGGGCUUACUCGUCGACCAAUGCAGAAGAUGUAAGCAGAGAGGCCAUUGGGAAAGACACUGCAAGGGGCCUGGAGUGGAUCCUUUUGCUCAUGAACAAAAGAAAUGCUACCUCUGCCUAGUGAAGGGACACGAUACUUAUCAAUGUUCAAGAGAUCCCCUGCGAAAUGAGGACUGGGCAGAGAGGACUUACACUGGACCAAUGAAGAGACUUCGUCUUCAGGUGGGUUAUAUCGUUCAGGUAGCAGACUUCCCGCAAUACCAUCCUCGUUUCUGCGUCCAACGGAUUGAAUACGAAAACCUCAAACGGAUCUGCAAAAAACAUCCAGACUUGGGAAUCAUGGUUGUGCCUGAGCCACCCUGUCCUCUUGCGGCCCUUAUCUGGGAAUAUUUUCAGCGACUGGAUGAAGUUUUAUACGAAGCAGGCCUAGGCUUCGAGUUUUACAGAUCCGAUGAAGAAGUGCCUCCAGGGUAUGACCGGUAUGCGGCUGCAGAAGAAGCAUAUAUUGAAGAAUUGAAAAAUGAAGCGAAGCAUUGAAAGGUGAUGUGUUUUAAUAAAGUAAUAGAAUAAGUAUUAUAGAUGAGAAGACCUUUAUAAGUUAUUUUUCGUUUUCAUU